AGUACAAAAAUUGUAUUCGAAAUUUUAAAAGGCAUCUUUAUUUUGCACGAGAAUAGCAAUAUUUUAUUAAGAAAAAUUAUAUAAAAUGGUUGUACGGAUUAUUAUUGCUGGAGAUUCUCAGUGUGUUAUAUUUGCGGAAGUAUGUUUAGUAGCUGAUCACCUUAUGAAAAAUUUGCCAAAUUUUUGUUAUGAACGCAUCGAAAAACCAGUAUUGGAAUGGAAUAUGUGGUUAUACAAAAUAAAUCAAAAACAUAAAUGGCAUCACAAAGGAUCCCCAUUAAUUUGGAAGGAAUUAUUAUGUAAAGGUAGCAAGCCCUAUUAUAUUGGUGGAGCUUCAGAAUUUUUGGAGUACUGUCAUUCGUAUUAUAAAUUUGAUGUUUUUCUUGCUUCCGAAAAAUUUGAAGGAUUAAUAAAAAAUUAUAAACAGUAUCAGAAAAAAAUUAAAUGCGAUACACAAAGUGUCUGUUAUAUUUCGGACUCAAAAGAGGAAAUUAUAGAAAAGUCGCCUAAAACAAACUUUGUUGUGUGUAUAUCAGGGGCUGGAUAUCCCUUAACUAUGCAUUUAAUAUCAGGGUUAUUAGAUAUGACACACGGAGAAAAAACUAUUUCUAAAAUAUACAUCCAUGACAAAGAAAGGAAAGGAAGCAUGGAAUUCAUAGAGCAAGAAUGUAGUUACAUCGGUACUAAUUAUCCUGGAAAAGUAGUGAAAUUCAUAGAAAAAAUUGGUGUAGCAUUAACGCAUUCGGAUUUAUUCAUAAUUUUAGAUCAUGUGCCUUUUGACCCGGAAGCAUCCAUUGGGGACUGGAUUCAUGCUAAUAAAAAAAUAAUGCAGAAGAUAGCCUUAAAAAUAAAUGCUUCUGCUUCACGAAAAAUUUAUAUCCUACUUCCUAAUUUAGGACCGGCUUGUUAUAAUGCCACAGUUUUAAUGAAUUCGGUAACCGACAUCAAUAAAAAUAAUAUUGUUGUGGCUACAUCCGAUCUUGGAUUAGAAAUUUCACCAAUCGUUGCGGAGAUAACUGAAGUGUCCUUAAGAACAAUGUUUUGCCCUCCUGUUUGGGGCUUUGUCGGCAUCAACCAUUUAGUAGAUAUUAGGACUACUAUACAUAAAUAUAAUACUUUUACACCCUAUGAUAGAUAUAUAAAAGUAAAAAAAUCUACUUUGAAUAUCGGAACACUUACACCAGAAAUGCGUACAAUGGAAUAUUUACUUUAUUUUGAUAAAUCUUUAUGGACAAAAGUCGCUAUUAAUAAGGCAAAAACGACGAAAACUCAAUCUAUAAAUAAAGCCAUAUCCGUUUUGAAUGUAAUCAAGUUAUGGUUGUUCAACAGCGACCAUACUAAUACAAUUAACUUAGGUAUCCGUUGUAACGGGUCAUUUGGAUUAACAUUUAAUGGUGCAUUUUCACAACCUGCUCACUUUGUAGAUGGCGAAUGGACUCCAGCAGCUGAUUAUAUGUUACCUAGAGAUCCGGAAAUGAAUAUACAAUAUUUACAGCAAAUGGCUGAAAUCGUGAUGAAUUUGAAUAAAAUGGAAUUACCUAAAUUUAUUCCUUAUUAUUAAUAUCCAUGCAAACAAAAAUAUUUAAAAAAAGUUUGGUAAUGUUUUUUAAUAUUUAUUAGAGUCGAUUGUUUUUAAGCUAAAUCGAUUCACUUGUUUCGAUAGUCAUCCAUUUCUGAACGCUGCUCAUAACA
Galleria mellonella (greater wax moth) is the source of this 1692-nucleotide messenger RNA. Its product is annotated as putative malate dehydrogenase 1B. Gene Ontology annotation, biological process: tricarboxylic acid cycle; oxaloacetate metabolic process; malate metabolic process. The record is from RefSeq and is a predicted model, not a curated record. NCBI's taxonomy places the organism in Eukaryota, Metazoa, Arthropoda, Insecta, Lepidoptera, Pyralidae. The transcript is spliced from 5 exons. The coding region runs from base 86 to 1561 and encodes 491 amino acids. Gene Ontology annotation, molecular function: L-malate dehydrogenase (NAD+) activity.